CUCAUCCAUGUCUGUCCCCAUAGGAACCAAACUCUCUCUGUGUUUACAUGCAAUAAAUAAAAGGAGUCUUUGUUGUACCAUGUCCUGACAAUCAGCCUUUAACUACCAGCCAUGCAGGACACUGGAGAUCUUGAGGCCCAGCUGGCCUGUAAAGAAAGGGAAUGGAAGGAGCUUCAGACCCUACGUAUUCAGCAACUGGAGUCUGCCCUGGCUGAGGCCACAAGCGAGCUUUCCAACCAGAAAGAACGCUUCCUACGCUUACGGAAUGACUUUCAGUAUAACCUGCAGGUGCUGGAGGAGCGGGACCGUGAGCUAGAACGCUACGAUGCAAUGGCUGCACGUAUCCAGACUGAAGAUAGUGCUCGGCAAGCUGAACUUAGUGAACUGAAGAUAAAGCUAGCAAAAUUACAGGACGUCCUGGCAGAGGCAAACCGACAGAAAGAGGAUCUGCAGGUUCAGUAUCAUAAGAGGGGAGUGGAGCACCGGCUUCAGUUGGAGAAAGUACAGAGUGUGAAGGAGAAUGAUAUUCAGACACUUAGGGAAGAGAAUGAGACAUUAAGAUGGGAUCUCCAGCGACGGAUCCAGGAGUCAGAUGGGGAGCUGGCACUGCAAAAACAGGAAAUGAUGGCAGACUUUGACAGUGAGAUGCGGAAACGGGAACACGAGUUUAACUUGAAAAUGGAUGAGAUGCAUAACGUUGUGCUGUCUGAUGAACUCAAGGUGCAGCUUCUAAACAAAGAGCUGGACAUCCAUGCUAAAGCUCGCAGAGAGGCUGCCAAAGCAUUGCAGCUGUCUGAGCAACUCUGUCAGCAAGCUCAGAAAGAGAUCCAAAACCAGGACUGGGAGCUCAAGAACACAAUCGCAGUCAAAGACUCUCGGUUGAAAGAAUUGGAGGCAAAACUGAAAGAAAUGAAAGCAAAGCAUAAAAAAGAAGAAGAAGCCAACAACAAGAAGCAUGCAGAGUUGGAACGGAGGGCUCGGGAGAGAGAGACUGCUCUGGAGGUCAUGAAGGAGGCACAUGCCGCUGACAUUCACGAGGAGAAGAGGAGAACUUCACAGCUCCAGAUGCAGCUAGAUAGCCUGAUGCUGGAGCUGGAGAAGAAUCAGAAAAGCCAUGCAGAUGAUCUGGGGUAUCGAGAACAGCAGAUACAAGCACGCCGUGCACAACUGGAGAAGACACAGGCUGGCUGGGAUGCUUACAUCACGCAGGUCUCCAAAGAAACAGUUGCCAAGGACACAGAGCUGCUGUCUGUGAAGGACGGAGAGGCUAAAGUCAGAGCAGAGCUACAGAAAUGUAAAGAGGACCUGGAGAUGUAUAAGGAACAAUUAGCCAGUGGGGUUCAGAGGGAGCAGGCUCUGGAGCAGAAGCGAGUGCAGCUGGAGCUAGACUGGGAGCGGCGCUAUGAGGAAGUACGUGCUGAACACUACCUCAAGUGUGAAGAGCUAAUCAAAGGCCUGACCCAGUCCAGAGACCAGGUAAAUGCUGAAUUGAAGGAAAAGGAGAGAGAAACGCAGAUGACUGCUGCACUGUUGAAGAGCGUGACCAUAGAGAGAGACCAGGCACUGCGUAUGGCCAAGCUUACCUCAAACUCCAAUUUUCAGGCAGCCGAAAUGGAGAGCAGUGGUUUUCUCUCAGACGAGAUCCAGCGGCUUCAGCAGCAGAACGGCAGGCUGCGGGAGGUGAUAGCUGAGAUGAGAAAACAAAUGGAGAGCAUUAGUAAAGAAUUACCUCGUCCCCAGACCCCAGCCAAAACUCAACUCGGUGACCCUGCACUCUUAACUGCAGGGGCUACAGAAUACAACCAAGCCUUGGAGGAAGAACUACAGAACCUGAAGGCGAAAUGCAGAUCCCUUGAAGACCAAUUAGAACAAGCUUUGAAGACAACUAAUUCUAUUGUCACUUCUGCACCUGUGCACCCUGUGGCCCCUGACAAUGCCUACCUUCAAAACCACAUCAGAUCUCUCAACGAAACCAUAGGCGGACUGCGAGCUGAAAAAGUAUCCAGUGCUGCAGCAUUAAAGAAACAGGAAGUAAGACUGGCCCACUUGGAGUCAAUUGUGAAUCAGCUUACACAACAGUGUCACUCAAGACAAAUGGAAAAUGAGGCAUUACGGUUGGAACUGGCCAAUCAAAAGAGAGGAGCAGCAGCUGAAGUGGAACGCUUGAAGCAAAAACUGACUGCUUCAGAGAUGCAACUGGAGGAAGCAAAGAGAGAGGCAGAAGAGUAUCAAAAAGGCAGUCUUCUUCAUAAUCUGGAAACAGUUGCUCUGGGCAACCAGGUGUCUGCACUGAAACUGGACAUUGCAAGCAGAAAAGAGCCUGUGGUACUUGAGCAGAGUGAGAUGGUAAAGCAGCUUCAGGAUGAGAAUCUCAGUCUGAGGCAGCAACUACUGGUACAGUGUUCUGGCGGACUGGGUGAUGUUGGGGAUGCCCGUCAGCUUCAGUACAAACUCAAACAGGCAGCUCGCUGGAUCUCUUGUCUCAGCCGGGACAAACAACAACUCAUUGAGAUGGGCAACAGACUCAGGGCUCAGCUGAUAGAGGCAGGGCUGUAUGUUGCUCAGCAUUUGGAAACAGGAUCCAAACCCACCCCCAGCAAACCUGCGCCUGACACCCAGCCUCACAGUCGCUUGUCUACACUAGAACAGCUUCAGUACAAGCUUACAACUCAGGAACUGCAAUAUGCACAAAGAGAUCAGAGUAAGAACAAGCCUAUUAUAGUCCGGCCCCAUUUGUCGGGGAGCGAGAGUGAGGCCAGUAACAUCAAUCCAUGGGACCUUACAACACGAGUCCAGCCUUUAGACAGUAAAGAGAAUACCCCUCCAGUGCUGUCUCAUCAGACCAGCUGUCCCCAAACCCUACUGUCUUCUGUGGGUACUGAUGCGUCUCUGCAGGACGUAUGGAAAAUGGUAGAACGUGGUUGGAGUCCAGCAAUGCUCACAAGUAACAGUGAGGACCAAGAUGGAGUUGCUUUAUCAAAUAAAGCUGAACAGAACAGAAGUUCUCCGCCAGCAAGAGUUCAGGGCUGUAAAGCUAAUGUCCAGGAAAGGAGGAAACCAGCCAAGACUACGUCUGAACCUGUUAAAAAAACAAAACUAGGUUUUAAAGCAGUCAAGGUUCGGAAUUACAACAUUAAAGACUGAAAAUAAGCUAACGUGGCAAAUUAACUACAAAGUUUUGAAAAUAAGUUUUUUUAGCUCUAAAUAUUUGAUAUAUUUGUCACUCUAGCUUCAGAUCCUUACAUAUGCAAAAUGUAAUAUAGGACAAGGGAAACGUAAAGAAACACUGUUUUUAAAUUAUUGAUUCAUUGCUUGAAGGAAAUGAUACCUAUUUAUUUGCAACACUUAUAUCCCCUAAAUCGUAACUGCUGACCUAAACUAAACUUAAACACUGCUUCUGCCACCAACAACUACGAACAAAUCAUGUUUUUUGCAUAAUUGCGUAAAACCAAUAUGAUUUCAAGGUUUUAAGCUUGAACUGCUAGAUAAGGUUCUUCCUAAAGCAUCUCAAUGGGGUUCAAGUCAGGACUUUGACUAAGUCUUUCCAAAACAAUAAUUUUGAGCUAUUUGGAGCUGGACUUGCUUUCGUGCCUUGGACUGUUGUCUUGUUGCUUAGAAUGAGUUACCACUGUUCCAAGUCUCAUUUUAAAGACAAUUAAUUACAAUUACUGUGAUCCACUUGAGUCUGACAGCCUUGAAAAUUGGUUUGUAAUACUUUGUAGAUAUAUUUUGAAUACCUUUGUUUUUCAUCUUGUAUUUCUUUUAAUUUUUGGCUGCUUCUUGAGACCUUUUAGGGCUAGGUGGUGUUAAAUAAACACAAAAUACAGCUUUAAAUGAUUAUUUUAUUCAUCAGAACAGUUACUCAGCUGUUAUGAUUGUCAUUUUUUUAAUUGGAUAAAUAGACAAAUACGCAAAAAAAUAUUUAGAAAGAGGUAAAUACUUUUCAUUGAACUGUAUAUUGAUAAGUGUUAUGUUUUUUGGUGAUAAUGUUUGAAAAUAAAAUAUUUUU
Trichomycterus rosablanca is the source of this 4009-nucleotide messenger RNA. It is a transcript of the gene ccdc57, whose product is annotated as coiled-coil domain containing 57. The transcript is spliced from 20 exons. The record is from RefSeq and is a predicted model, not a curated record. Gene Ontology annotation, biological process: microtubule nucleation; positive regulation of mitotic cell cycle; cilium assembly. Bases 112 to 3144 code for a protein of 1010 amino acids. Gene Ontology annotation, cellular component: centriolar satellite; spindle microtubule; centriole. Lineage: Eukaryota; Metazoa; Chordata; Actinopteri; Siluriformes; Trichomycteridae.